This is a messenger RNA of Drechmeria coniospora, 1653 nucleotides long. Its product is annotated as 2-isopropylmalate synthase. Gene Ontology annotation, biological process: L-leucine biosynthetic process. Gene Ontology annotation, cellular component: mitochondrion. The coding region runs from base 1 to 1653 and encodes 550 amino acids. Gene Ontology annotation, molecular function: 2-isopropylmalate synthase activity. NCBI's taxonomy places the organism in Eukaryota, Fungi, Ascomycota, Sordariomycetes, Hypocreales, Ophiocordycipitaceae. The transcript is spliced from 8 exons. The record is from RefSeq and is a predicted model, not a curated record.
AUGCCAAUUCUCAAGGAGCCGUGCAAGAAAUACAAGCCUUUCAAGGCAAGAGGCUCUCCCUACUCAAAACUCGAUGUGACUGACUUGGCCAGCCACUACAUUUGCCAAACCGGAAGUGGCCCGAAAAUGUCAUCGGCAAACCUCCUCGUUGGCUGUCCUCUUGUCUCCGCGAUGAACGGCGAGGAGAAGUGGCGCUAUUUCAAGAUGUUGUGCGACCUUGGCUACAAAGAGAUUGAAGUCUCUUUCCCAUCUGCGUCACAGGUCGAUUUUGACUUCACUCGUCGCUUGAUCGAGACCGAGGGAGCCGUGCCAGAUGACGUAUUCCUACAGGUCCUUUCACCCUGUCGACCCGAUCUCAUCCGGAAGACUGUGGAGUCAGUCCGUGGGGCGAAAAACGCUAUCAUUCACAUCUAUCUUGCUACAAGCGAGUGUUUCCGAGAAGUCGUCUUUAAACACUCGGAGGAGCAGACUCUCGAGCUCGCCGUGGAAUGCACUGAGCUGGUCAGGUCUCUGACCAAAGACAACCCCGAGUCUUCAGAAACUCGAUGGCAAUUCGAAUUCUCGCCGGAGUGUUUCUCCGACACGGAUCCAGAUUAUGCCUUAAGGCAUCCUCAUAACGAUCGUGGAAGUAGCAUUGCAGCAGCAGAACUAGGCCAGAUGGCGGGAGCUGAUCGUGUAGAGGGCUGUCUUUUUGGUAACGGUGAACGAACGGGCAACGUCGAUCUCGUCACCUUAGCUCUAAACCUUUACACGCAGGGUGUAAGCCCCCAGGUUGAUUUUUCCGAUCUGAACUUCGUCAUCGAUGUAGUCGAAUCCUGCACCAAGAUUCCCGUCCACCAACGUGCGCCCUACGGGGGAUCUCUUGUAUAUGCUGCCUUCUCUGGUAGCCAUCAAGAUGCAAUCAAAAAAGGAUUCCAGAACCGUCAGCGCCAUGGUCUAUUAAGCCAAGACCCAUGGGACAAGAUGCCCUAUUUGCCACUGGAUCCCCAGGAUAUCGGUCGCAACUAUGAGGCAAUCAUUCGCGUCAAUUCACAAUCUGGAAAAGGAGGGAGUGCUUUUAUUUUGCAAGCGAAACUACAGCUCGACCUACCUCGCAAUCUCCAGGUCGCCUUCUCCAACAUUGUCCAGCGCCGCGCCGAGGAGCUUCAGCGUGAGCUACUGGCCAAGGAGAUUACCCAGCUCUUUGAGGCAACUUAUUUCCUUCCCGAGAACCCCCGCCUUAGCCUUGUUGAUUAUUGUAUCACCCCCGACCGAUCACAGUCCACUAUGCCCUCUGCGCCAGGCAAGACGCAGGAUACCAAGAGCCUUGUACGAAUCUUUGAAGGCGUUAUCCGUUUGGACGGUGAGGAGUUGAAACUGCGUGGCCGAGGUAAUGGUCCAAUUUCUAGCAUGGCAGCUGCACUCAAGGAUGUCGGCAUCGAUCUUGAUGUUCAUGAUUAUAAGGAGCAUGCCAUCGGUGAGGGUCGAGGUGUGAAAGCUGCAUCAUAUAUUGAAUGCAAGCCUGCAGGAAGCGAGCAGACAGUCUGGGGCGUUGGUAUCCAUGAGGACGUGGUGCAGAGUUCGCUUCUGGCCUUACUGAGCGCGGCGAGCAAUAUCAUCAGUAGCCGACCAACCAACCCUGCCCUUGGGCCCGCUGCAGCCACUGCUCCCUGA